This is a messenger RNA of Dreissena polymorpha, 3114 nucleotides long. Its product is annotated as replication stress response regulator SDE2-like. Bases 61 to 1191 code for a protein of 376 amino acids. Lineage: Eukaryota; Metazoa; Mollusca; Bivalvia; Myida; Dreissenidae. The record is from RefSeq and is a predicted model, not a curated record. The transcript is spliced from 7 exons. Gene Ontology annotation, cellular component: nucleus.
GACUGAAACCAGUCGUACAAUCGGGAUCUGGAAACGCUUGACUUUCAAAACAGAAACAAAAUGUCGACGUUUGUUUACAACAUUUGUUCUCGGCACACAUUGUGUGUUAAUCAUAAUGAAUUUAAGAAUGUGCUUGAAUUAAAACAUUUUAUAACACAACAACAGAUUGGUUUAGCAGACUGUUUCUUAACAUGCAAUGGUGCAAUUGUUGCUGAUGAUGAGCCAGUCAGAGAAAAUGUUGUCUAUCAGACAUGCUUCAGAAUACCAGGCGGAAAGGGAGGUUUUGGUUCCAUGUUACGUGCUAUUGGUGCCCAGAUUGAGAAGACGACCAAUCACGAGGCUUGCAGGGAUCUCAGUGGACGUAGAAUGAGGGAUGUGAACAACGAAAAAGACUUGAAGGACUGGCUGGCCAAGCAGGCAGACCGAGAACGAGAGAAGGAGGAGAAGCGCCAGGAGAGGUUGGCACGACGACGGGCCCUGCCGAACCACAAGUUUGAGGACCCCACGUACGAGCAGCAGCGCUCGCAGCUGGCGGAGAACCUUGACGAUGCCUUACAGACUGGUUUAAAAAAGCUGGUUCCUAAGCCAGGGACUUCAUGCACUGUCACCUUAGAGACAGAGCUGGGAACCAAACGGAAAAACAGCAGUCUGGACGCAGGGCCCAGCAAAAAGAAGAAAGAUGUAGAAUGGUUGGGUAUCAAUGUUGACAUCAGUGACCUGGACAGUGGAGAAGAUGACCAGUCUGAAGAUUCAAAAGGGGAGGCAACUGGUGGACCAAACAGUGAAGAUUCAUCAGGGGCACGUAAUUCUGACAGUAAUCAGGCAGGGGAUAAUUCAAAUGAUGGCAAAACAGAAUUGGGGAGGGAAGACCAGGAGGAACCUUGUGCUGAGAAAACAGAUGUUCAAGAGAACAAGAGUAAAAUGUUCAUUUCAGAGGAAUGUACUGGAGUACAGAAACCAACUGAAAUAGUAACCCUGGAGUUAGCUUGUAGUGCUGAACACCUGCAGAGGAAUGGCCUGGAAUGGCUGAAACAGGAACUGAUGGAGAGGGGGCUUAAGUGUGGAGGGACCCUUGAGGAGCGGGCACACAGGCUGUUCUCUGUUAAGGGUCUCUCUCGCGACCAGAUUGAUCCAGCUUUGUUUGCAAAGGCAUCGAAAACUGCGAAGAAUAAGAACAAUAAGAAUUGUUAAAACUGACAUUUAAGCAUUUUUGUGAUGAAUGUAUGAAACUAGUUGAGUGACUGACAAUGAAUAAAUGAAAAAGAGAUGAAGAUAUGAUAUGGGCUGGCCUUUUUUCAUUUGUGCAGACAGAAAAAAGACAAUUGAAAGAUAUUUACACACAUUUCAUUUUCCUCAACUUUUACAGUUCUGCUUACUGGUACUUAACAUGAAACAUUGUAUAAAAGUUGUUUGCAAUUUUUAGAGAAUUAUAUUUUCUAAGUAUAUCUUCUAAGUACAUCCCACAUGUUCCUGUAAAUAAAAAAAAAUAAAAAAUGGAUGCUGUAAAUACUAUGGUGAAUGUAUUAUGUUACAUUACUAUAAAUUGAAGUUGUUCAUGCUCUCCAAAAUACACAGUCAUGUUUGUUUUAUUUGUAUAAAAUGUGAGGAUUUAAUAAAUGUUUUCAUUGUUUUAAAGUAACAUUACUAUUAAAAAACCAACGAACAUUUCGUACAAUUGUUCGUAAAAUAAACUUAACCAAUUAAAAAUCAGUGUUCCUUAUGGCAAUUGCCGAAAUUUCAACGUCAGAUGUGGUCUGGUAAAAUAGAUGUUUGUAGAUACAAAAUGCUCGUAUUUAUUAUUGAUUUGAAUAUCUAUUCAUACGACACAUGAACACUAAAAUGGUGUCCGUGUGUCGUAUGAACAGAUAUAUUCGCGGGAAUUAAUUGUGGCCACAAAUAAAUAAAAACAAGCAUUUUGUAUCUACAAAAAUCUAAGUAAUCAUACCACAUCUAGCGUUGACAUUUUGGCUACUGCUAUAAGGAACACUGAUUGUUAAGGUGUUAACUUUAUUUUACGAAAUACUUAACGAAAUUUUCGUUGAUUUUGAGCGUUAAUAGAGACUUUAAUAUUUUAGCAUGUGAUUUUUAGAGCUUAUGUGAUCAGUCUUGUGCGUUGUCAACCUUCGCCUUUCUGUUGUUGCCACUCUAGAGGCCACAUUUUUCAUUCAGUCUUAAUAAAACUUGGUCAGAACGUUUACCUUGACAAUAUCAAGACCAAAUUUCAAAUUUUGGUCAUGUGUGUCAAAAAGGUAAUUCAUGGGGUCAGAUUUUAGGAAACCCUUGUUAACACUCUAAUAACCACAUGUAUAGCUCAAUCUUAAUGAAACUGACUUAUCUCCACAAAUUAUGACCAAUACUCAAUCUGGGUCACUGCUCACAGAUGUCCAAAAAUUAUGUCACUUUCAAGUAUAAGAAAAAACAAUGUUACCACGCUAGAAUCAACCUUUAUGACUUGAUUAAACAUAUUGAGAAUGUUUAUCUUUACAAUAUCUAUGCCAAGUUCUAAACUUACGCAUAUUUGUCCAAACACUAGGACAUUAGGUCAAAUCUUACAAAAAACAUGUAACCACUCUAGAAGCUACAUUUAUGAUUUAUUCUUGAUGAAACUUUGUCAAAUGCCUCUCCCUGCUAGAACUAUGUCACCAGGUCAAAUAUAUUGCCACUAUAGAAUCAACAUGUAUGACUCAAUUAUGAUGAACCAUGGUCAAGAUAAUGUCUUGACAGUAUGAAGGCCAUGUAGUGCCCGUUCAAACACUAGCAUACCGGGUCAAGUCUUAUAGAUUGGUUUACCAUGAACUCACAUGAGCACUUUAGUGGCAUCAUGACCCUCUCAUUUAUGUGUUCUUAUGUGCAUCAUUUACUAUUGACUGUUUGUUGUGUUCUGACACAGAAAGAUUUUAAACUGUUUGAUAUUAUUAGCUAUUUCGUAAGAUGGAUUGCUUUCAACAUAAAAAUAUGGAUAUACCGCAUUAUGUAUUAAUUAUCCUUCUCUGUGUGUAAACUUUUUGCUGGUAUGUAAAUUAUAUGAAAGAGUAUUUGCAUUGAGGAGAAGUUAACUGAAUAACAAUUGUUGAAGUAAAAUGAAAUAAAUGAUAAAAAGGUAUUUAAAAAGGU